AUGACGUAUCAUUUUAAUACUUUCCAGAUUGAGGAUGAUACUGUGUUCUAUUCCAGCGAGUUCAGUUACGCCUUCACAAACUUAAAGUGCUUCAGGCCAGGACACGUGCUCGUCUGCCCGAAACGAGUCGUCAAGUACAUUGAUGAACUGAGUUGGGUGGAACAAAAAGACUUGGUCGAGACGGUACAACGGGUUGCAAAAGCAAUGCUAGAGUUCUACCACCUCAAACCUAGCGGUGUUACACUCACUCUGCAGGAUGGAAAGGGGGCCGGACAGUCAGUCCCUCAUGUCCACUACCAUGUAAUUCCUAUGAUCCCCACGGAACCAACAAGUCACAGUAAACAAUACUAUGACUUGGUGAAGUCCGGAAACUUCGGACCUGUCGAGUCUCUCAAACCCUAG
This is a messenger RNA of Gregarina niphandrodes, 402 nucleotides long. RefSeq names its product histidine triad domain protein. Gene Ontology annotation, molecular function: catalytic activity. Lineage: Eukaryota; Apicomplexa; Conoidasida; Eugregarinorida; Gregarinidae. The record is from RefSeq and is a predicted model, not a curated record. The transcript has a single exon. Bases 1 to 402 code for a protein of 133 amino acids.